Hydatigera taeniaeformis is the source of this 858-nucleotide messenger RNA. The record is from the annotation of a GenBank genome assembly. NCBI's taxonomy places the organism in Eukaryota, Metazoa, Platyhelminthes, Cestoda, Cyclophyllidea, Taeniidae.
UCCCAUCGCGGUACCGCUCUGCAACACAGGAGGUACUGUACCUUGAGUGGUAUCUUUAGGGUACAGCGACCAUACAAUUCUUCGAACGUGUCCGCUGUGUGUCCAUCCACUUCAUCCCCGAAGAAGGAUCAGAAAGGUUUCCUCGAUAUCGAUGAUUCUGUUGCGUCGGUUAUUCCUGUCGAUGCAGAUCCUUCUCAGGUCACGAAGUCAGUUUCUGGAUUACAUCGUUGUAGGUCAAUGUCGGACAUCAGAAGAACUCGAGUCACUCUAACAGAUUCGGAGAUAAGACUCCGAUCCAAUCUAGCUGCUUGGACGUUCCUCCUGGAACACUCUAGAAAGGCGGUUGAGAACCAAAACAAACAGGAAGAAACUCUUCGAAAGUCUAUUACGGAAGCCCAUGAUCGCGAAGCAUGGUUAAAGAAGUGGCUGAGAGUUCAAAAAUCUACCGAACUACAGAUUAAAAUCUAUCAACGCCUGGUCGAACUACUGGAAGGCGAAUCAGGGAUGACUGAUCUUUUGCGGCGUUUUUAUAUCAACCAUCUUCUGCCUGUUAGUGAUCGUCUUCCUCUCGAGGGACUCACCUUGGGUGACGACUUUCAAGGUCAUUUGGCAGCGGCUUCUCAGGCUGGAGAGGAAUUCGUGGCUGCUGCUGCAGGAGACCUUAACGCUCUGGGCAUUAUCGCAUCGCAGUUGACUGAAAUGUCCCGUGCCAUUCUCUCCUCUACCUCCUGGUUGGGCAACAAAGAGGUGGUGACCAAGUUAACUCAGGCCUGUCGGCUCUGCCUCCGCCUAGCUUCACUUCGAACCUACAGGCUGCAACGAGAGAUGGCACAACGACUUGGUGCUAUUCCGUCCUAG